AGCGACGGAUGUGACACAAAGAGAAAUGAAGCAAAUGAGAGAGAUACAGAGAGAAAGAGGGAGAUAGAGAGCAAGGAUAAACAAGGUGGUGUAAGAGUAGUAAUAGGAUGCCACCGUAAAUAAAAAGAAUGCAUGAUAGAGAGCGGGCGCGGGCAGUGGCGGUGGAUGUGGUAGCGGCGGUGGAGGAGGAAGAGGAGGUGGCGGUGGUGGUGGAGGGAGGUGGCCGAGCACGCAGGCGCGGCCGAGGGUCUGGGCGGGCUUGGGUCUGGGCUGCAGUAGUGAGGCUGUAACGCGAGGUGCUGGGAGUUGGUGGCGGACGUCGCUGCUGUUGUCGCCGCUGCUGCCGCCACCCCGACACUAAAACGCUGGCCCAAUGUUUAGAGCGUCAAGGAUUAUGUCCACGCGAAAGACACACAACAUGACUCAACUUGAUUACAAAACUGAGAAAGAAAGUUAGACAAACAAGAAAAUACACAGACGAAAAUAAACGAUAAAUGAAACAAACACAGAACAGAGAAACUUAAAGUGAAGAUGUGAUUGAAAGAAACCAACAAAAAAAAAAAAAAUACACAAAUACACAAAUACAUUGACAAUUAACUGUAACAAGUGAGGAAAAGCAAAGGAAAAUGCUUUAGACGUAUGAUAAUUUUGGCACUUCACCGGAGAGACUGAAAAUAAACAAUACAGGCAGAGGGAGUGACUGCACCUGGGUUACCUGAGGGCUGCAGUACAGGUGUGUGGACCGUCACCCUCACCUUCCACCCAACGAGGCACAACACUACCGGAGCGUCAUUACAUCUAUUACUAACGAGGCAGCCAUGUGGAGAAAGCAGAGUCGCCUGCUGUUCCUGCUGCUGCUGCUGCUGCUGCUGACCGCCUCCACCCCGGCCAGUGGCGGGCGGACGGGCGAGGGAGAUGCAAUCAAUACCGGGCAAGUCGAGGAGCCGCCCCCGCCCCAAGGCCGAAGCCGCCCGCUGCCGGUCACGCCCCUCCGCGCCCAGACCGAAGUGCCAAGGGUAAAUUCAUUACAGGGCAGAGCACAGCUUGAGGGCGCGGCGCCCACCACGCCCCGCGCCUCACAGUCUUCCACUUCACUGCAAUUCUUCCAUUCGUCUUCCUUCCACCACGCCCAGGCGGGCGUCUCCGCAGGUUCAGCCUCCCGCGGGCUGCGGGGACACCAAGGGCCCUCCACCACACCUGCGGGGGUGUUCUAUGGACACACGGAAGGAGGCAGUAUACUAAACCUUCCUCCCUCGGCUCCUCUUCCCCCUUUGAGGCCGCUGUGGCCAGACCCCCCGCCCUCCACACCGCCACCCACACCCCCCACGGCGUCGCUCCCAACACUUCCCGUUCCAAAGAGAAUAUCUCAGCCGCGCCAGGAAGCCCCGAACGGACGCCGGAAACACCGACGAGUGCUCAAAACCACCACCGGCGUCACCUCUGGCGGCAGAGGGCGCCGCUUCCCAGCCCCACGAGGAGACACCCCUGGGGGCCUGGGGCUGUCCCCUGGUACCCUCAGGGAGGCGGGACGGGACAGAGCUCUCCGUGGACAGUACAAAGCGUUGUGGCAGGACGAGGGCAGCCGGUACAUGGGUCUGCCGGAAGAGUCCGCGGAAGAUAUUGAGGAUCCUCUGGGAGAGGCUCUGUUAACGGAGAGGUUGUGGAACGCCACGGAGCGUCCUGCGCGCCCCUCAGCCUUGCACUCUGAGGACAAUCAGAACAAGAAACCGGCAAGAGAUUUUCCAAGUGAAUGGGUUGUGGAGGGUGAGUCAAUAGAGGAAGCCUCGGAGGGGCUCCCAGACACCCAAUCAAGGGGGGCCGUGGUGGAGGGCGGAGGGAGGGACGGCGGCCCGCCAGACACUGAUCACCAGGAAAUGACUCCCUUUCCCGGAGAUUCGACAGAAGGCGGCAUGAACGGCACACGGGUGGGCGGCGGCCCUCCCGUGGAUCUGGACGCCCUGGAGUUAGAGCUGGCGGCCAAAGAGGAGGAGGCCACCAGCGACCUGCUGCUGGCCAUCUCCAUCCUGCAGCACCACGAUCUCGCCUCGGACGAGGCUAGCGACCAGGCCCUCAACGCCACUGACGGGGCGGGCGGCCGUGCCAGACCCACCACAAAGACUACCCGCGGCAGAAGUCGCCCAACACUUCCGCCUCGAAAAGAAACCAACAAAUUUAACAUCGAAAUAUUUGACACUAUCUCCCCGGAGUCCGAGGAGGUGGUGGGGGAGGUGGAGGAGGUGGGGCCGCCGCCCGAGCCCCAGGAGGUGGUGCGGCAUGACAGUAGGCCACCCGCCACCGCGUCCAGGUACCGCUGGUUCGUGCUGGUGCUCGACGGGAACUGCUCCGUCAUCAAGCAGCGCAUGUCAGCCUUCGUCACCUUCCUGAAGGCGGCGCUGUCCUCCAAGCUGUCGGUGGACUACGAGGACGUGUUCGUGCCGUCAGUGUUCUGCGACAAGACCUUCAUGGUGAACAUCAGCCUGGACACGCUUAAGAACCCUGAGGUGGAGAGGCGGCUGCGCACACUGGCGGAGGCCAACACCACGCUGCUGGAGAUCUCGCAGGAAAUCUUCUACCUGGAGAAGAUUCUCACCAAGCGGUCCUCGGGGGAGAAGCAGCACGUGCACGCCGCGGUGAAGAAGCCUGACGACAUGGAGCUGGUCAUCUACAUCGCCGUGGGCUGCAUGUGUGUGUUCAUCCUGCUGUCCGUGGUGGUGGUGGUGCUGAUCCGCGUGUGUCGCCAGGAGGGAGACCACCUGGACAUGGGCAAGCCACAUCUGCACCACAUCAUCCCCCGCUCCCUGGACUUCCCCAUCAGGAGGCCCAACGUCAUCUACUCGCAAAGGUUCAGCCAGGCUCUGACGCCGGGCAAGUGCGGGCGACAGAUGGAGGAAGAGGCGCCGGCUGGUGGUGGCGGAGUGGGAAGCGUGGCGGUGGUGGCCGUGGGAGCUGGCCGUGGCUCUUACCUCAGAUACGACCCGGAGAUUGGUGGAUGCGGCGGCGACGUGUACAGCAUCGGGGCUUUGGCAGACGACCCCUACCACGACCGGCGGGCCCUCGUGCCUGCCAGGAAGCGAAUCACACACGUCCCCGGCGAGGACGUCAUCAUCGAGGAGGACCUGAUAGAGGAGGAGGAGGAAGAGGAGGUAGAAGAGGAGGAAGACGGCGAGGACGAGGAGGAGGAGGAGGAAGUUGAGGAUUUGAGAAGGCGAAGACGAAGACACCACCUUCAGGAGGACGAGGCGGAAAUUCUGGGCGAGCACCUACAUGACGAAGAGGAAGAGGAGGACGAGUCACAAAUCCCGCCACGAGAGCAAAUCCGCCCCAUCACCACCACAGGCUCCAAGGGCAUCGUCAGGACAGUACUGGGGAAGGGGAGGCGUGCGGGGGACAUGUGCAAGGCCAGGGGGGCGGAGGGGACGGGGCUGGGGACGGGGGGCAAGAGGGGUGUAUUUUCGGGGCUGGACAAUCCGUGUUAUAACAGAUGAUGCGACUCUCACGCGUCUCCUGUUGAGUCUGCCCCCGCCAAGCAUUGAAGGGGGCGCUGGGCUCUCUCUCUCUCUCUCUCUCUCUCUCUCUCUCUCUCUCUCUCUCUCUCUCUCUCUCUCUCUCUCUCUCUCUCUCUCUCUCUCUCUCUCUCUCUCUCGUACUCCGGCCUCUGUUCAAUCCUUAGAGUUUUUAAAAAUGCGACUCUUGUUCUCUCUCUCUCUCUCUCUCUCUCUCUCUCUCUCUCUCUCUCUCUCUCUCUCUGGUUUGUAAUGUCGCUGAGUUUUAUUACCUAUUUUUCCCCGCAAUCUGAUGCUCCGCCAUUUUUAUUCGUGUCAUUCAAAUUACAGUAACAUAUUAGCUCAUAACUUCGCUCCGAUUAAAAAUAAUAAAUAACUAAAUAAUUCCAUACAUUAAUAAAUACAAAAGUCAUAAAAAAUAAACACGUUACUUAUAAUACACAGUCCGCUUGUUAUCGACGCUAAUGACAUUUUUACAGAUGGAAGCUCUUUUUUAAUAAACUUGCUAUGUAUGUACGUAUGCGUGUAUGUAUGUGUACGUGUCAGUAUGUAUGUGUGGCCAGUGUAAACAGUGUAAACAAUACGUGCUUCUGUCCCUAACGCCCCCCCCCUCCCCCCUCGCUGAAAAUUUCUUACUUUCCCCCUUUAAAAAUAAAAGAAAAUAGACGCUAAAUUAAAUUAAAUAUCUCGGUUGAUUCACUCAUUUUGUAUAAAAAUAAACUUGAACUACAACACUUGCUUUAUACAUGAAUCGGAGGCACAACGGAGCAGCGGCAACUUUUAUUAAAGGUGAAAAAGCGUGAAUCUCAUCGCUUUCACCUGACCACGCCUGGCGGGCGCUCCGGGCUCAGCAGGGGGCCGUGGCGGGCGUGUUUUUACUUUGCUUUACUGUGGCUUUUUUUUUAUGUUCCUCCUUCAUCUUCCGUCCCUCGCGUCGUCGUUGCGUUUACAGAUAAUAUAUUAAACAACACAAUGGCGUCCGGAGGCAGGCUUGACAAUGCUCUUAGUGGUGCGCUCAUCAUUUCUCUCCCUGGUCUUUGUGGAAUAAAAAAUUUGGUGGCUUGGGUAUUUUUCAGUCGCUGUAGAUGAUAUCGUUUGUAAAAUGGUUAGCGUCAAAAUUCACCGUCCCCGAAAAUCGUACCUUUCCGCUAUAAUUACUACUCGCGAUGAGGUGAAUUCAACACUCGACUAUUUUUCCUUCCCUUUAAUGGACGAGGCACGAGCUGCAAUAUUGAGGCGGAAGCUUAAUUCUCUUCACCGAACACCACCUCACACAGCAGCGCGGGGCUCGAUGCGCGCGCGCGCACGCACACACACACACACACACACACACACACACACACACACACACACACACACACACACACACACACACACACACACACACACACACAUAGCAGCAGCAGUAUCCAUAAUAGAUAAGUGGAAUGCAUCAUCGGAGCAAGUAAUGUGUGCAAACACUAUACGUAAAUUCGAAGAUAGUAUGAGAGAACAUAAUAUGGUAAUUUGGAAUCAAAAGACGGAACAUUACAAACUUAACUCAACCCUCUAAAAAUACAUAUAGGGAAACACACACACACACACACACACACACACACACACACACACACGCCUCCAGGAAACACACACGAGUUAUAACCUGCCUUUGUUUAUUUGUUCCUAUUUUUCUCUUUCUUUUACUUUUUCCCUUCGCCAGCACCGCCGCUUUAUUAAACUAGUCAAGGCAUUGCCCCGUUCCCCAGAUAUUCGAAAGUUUAAUUAUUCAAACUCUGAUUCCCUUCCACCCCGCGCCCGCUGAAGGGAGGCAGGAAGGGAAUGCACGGAAAUUUUCACAUUGUUUAGCUACUCUUGAAAAAUGGACAGCAUGCACGAGACUGAUAAAAUUUCAUCAUUUUCUUUCCUAAACUUGCGCGGCGGUGCCCCCUCCCUUCCACCAGGGUAGUACUUUUACACUCUGCACUUGUAAAAUCAACACUUCUGAAACUCUUCCAUGAUUUAAUUACUCUUACGAAGUGGCUUAUGUUCAUUAUUUUCUUUGCCAUGCUCCCAGUUUACGUUUAUUAUAUUCGCACUUGCCAAACAAUUUUUUUUUUUUUUCAGUUACUCUUUCAAAAAAAGGUGUCAAGUUUGCAUGAGGCAGUUCAUUUUUUGUUUACUUCUGAUGCUUAUCUUUUCCCCCACAUUUAUCUAGCGCACAACUUCCCAUUGCCAGCACUCUCUCUCACGGUUAUUUCGAUAAAUAAAACAAAAAAUCGUUACCAUUACAAAACGUGGAGAGAAUGCAGGAGUUGUGCACUUCCACAAUCUUCCUUUCCCCACUCGUCCGGUGCUGCCCACCUUCCGUUUCCCUCCACCAUACUUCCACACAGUUAAAUUAUCAAAUCAUCACAUUCUAAUGCUGUUCUUGAAUAAUUAUAUAAAUAGGCUACAUCUUAUCACCUCCCACUCACCUGGGGCCACCCUCUUUCCGUUUUCUUCCCGGAUACACACAAUUCACUUACGAGUAAAUUUAACGAGUAAUUUAAAUAUGAGGAGUCUUAGUCACAGUACAUUCUUUCCUUGUCUGUCAGAGCCGCUCAUAGCUCCUUUUCUCUUCACCGGCUUCCUCGCACACACUUCACUCGCAGAAUUUAACAAACGUGCACAAGGGAAUCGGUUACAGUACCUUCUAUUCCAGUCUGUCAGUGUCUCUCAUUGCAUCUCUCUUCACCAGCUUCCCCGUACACUCUUCACUCUCGAAAUCAUCACUAAGCAGUCCCAAGUCCUCGUCCAGUGCGUCCCGUAUAAGUCCUCCGCUCGCUGGUAACUGAGAGGCAACAGGCGCGUUUCACUGUGUCCGGAGAUUCGACCCUCAUCCCAACGCAGCUUCGAAACACUAACCCGCUUAGCUUUUUGUGUUUAAAGUGGUUCUUUUUUUCCGAUCUCCCGUGACUUCACAGGACGAAUGUAUCUUAUACAUGUUUUAAAAAUCAAACGGAACGAUCAAAUUACAAACUAAGAAUCAGUUUUCAUCUCCCAGUGAGGAUAAUUCGCCGUACAUACUGUGCUUCGGAUGGUAUAAACCUCUUUUUUUCUUUUUUUCCUUUUUUUUUUUUCGAACGUGCAUCGUGUCCAUGAAUCAAUGUUCGAGUCACAGUUGUCUCUAGCAAGGUGUUUAGCCUGCUUCCAGUGAUGCCUAAACACUGUAUCUCGUGCAUAGCCAUAAAUACGUACGUGCAAACCGAUGUUUCCUAAGACUUGUAUCAGUAAUUAUGAUAUAUGCUUAGGGAAGGUCUUCUUUUUCUAACUGAAUGUUACUAUAAAAUGUAAGAAAGAAAACUACUUUGCUAUAUGACAGAAAACGGAUUAUUUUGACUGGUAACUACAGUAAUCUAGAAUGUGAUCAGCAUUGCUCAUGAGUGUGGUAGGUGCAGUAGUAGAAUUUGUUAUUUUCUAUCUUAGAUUUACCGAGGAUGCUGAUAUCUGUCCUAGCAUUAACAGCGAUGGUAUUGAAUAAACAUAGCUGAUAUAUAAUGUACAGUUAGCAGUCAGUUGUGAGAAAAAAAAACAAAACUUAUCGAGCACUGAUUAGACCGUCACGUUUAUAAGAGCAAUGUUCAGAAUAGUUGGUCUCGUGCACAUCUCCUCAGUCAUCUCUUAAACUAACCUAAGCUAACCUAACCUAACUUACCCUACCCUAACCCAACUUAACUUAAUCUAACCAGAUCUAUCCUUUCUGAACACUGCUUAAGGGUUUCCAAGUCAUUUCAGCAUCUUUAUUAACUUUAGUCUCUUUCAUCUAGUCUUGCCUGUGUAUCUUCAUUAAGUACUUAUACGCAGAGAGUCAGAGCAAACUAUGUAGCACUAUGUUUUAGACAAUAAUAGUUUUACAAACUUAUGUACAUGGUAGUUUGGUUUCUUCUAAUAAGUUAUGGCCUUCGUGCGUAUAGAUUACCUAGAGGAAACAAUACGAAGAUUAACCACCCAAGUUAAUACUUAAGGUUAGAUUACGUUGUAUAAGGUGAGGUAAUUAAACAUGCCUCUGAAAGUUAACUGUAUUUACAGUGACAACAAGGAAUCUGAGACAGAGGGAGAUAGGGAACGCACAAUGCCUGUACAGUAUGAAAGUUAUCCGCUCUCUCCACCUCGCAUUCCCUGCCAUGAUUAUCAAUACAGUAUAUUUAGAAAAAACACAUUGAAUUAUCCCACCUAAUACACAUUGGUGGCAGCGGUGGGAUACGAGCCCCAGAUUUCUAAGAGACUGGGUGCCUCAAAUCAGUUAUAUGUAAAGUUAGGUUAUCAAAGAUAACCUAACCUAACCUAACUUAACGCAGGUGUAGCUAGAGUGGUUAAUCUCCAUGUGAUCCUCUUAAUGUUUCUACAGAUGUUUCUGUAUUCAAAAGCCUCUUUCGCUUAGCUGGGUACAAAAUCUGUGUAUAUAUAUUCCCUUUAUGACGUGAACAGUGAUACUUCUCUUAAAGCACUCUGCUAUCACACACCCUGACUCACUGCAUCUCUACACUGACUCAUCACACGUUUCUCGUAAUACAAUGAGUCAUCACAUCUCUCUCUCUCUCUUACCACAUCUCUACACUGACUCACCACACAUUUCUCUUAACACACAGUCGCGCCACAUUUACCACACGGACGCAUCACAUUUCUACACUAACUCAUCACAUAAUCUCCUAACACAACACGUCUUAAUACACUAAAGCAUCACAAAUUCAUCUUAACACACUCAUUCGUUCCUUCUCCUAAAACAUCACACGACAUCCCUUAACACGCUAACACUUUCCUAAAUAUACACUCGUAAUACCAGAUCACAUAUACUACCCUAAACAUACUGAUAGAUCAUACACACAAGGUAAAAUAUCCACACACACACUCAUGUCCCCUCCUUCACUGUACGUUCCCUAUAUGUUUGCUCGUUAGAAACACAGCCACGCUUACGCACUCUUCACGUGCUUGGCUGGUGAAUACAUACUCUGUUUUAAAAGAUAUGCGCCUGGUUAUUCUCUAUUCUCAGUCGCUAGCAAGGCAUUCAAAGCAGCUUAUAUACGUCUCUCUCUCUCUCUCUCUCUCUCUCUCUCUCUCUCUCUCUCUCUCUCUCUCUCUCUCUCUCUCUCUCUCUCUCUCAUCACUUUCAUUUCUUCUCCUCUUUUCUUCCUCUUUCCUGAUUUAAUUUAUUCUUUAGGUGUAUUAAUAAUUUUUCUUCUCUUCACUCUUCAUUUUCAUUUCCAUUUCAUCCUCACUAUUUUGUCUCUUUGUCACUUCCUUUAACUUAAUGUUCUUCUUUUAUUCUUAUACUUCAUCAAUUCUUUACAUGUAUCCAAUAUAUUCCUUUUCUUCCUCAAUAUAAUUUCUCUCUCUCUCUCUCUCUCUCUCUCUCUCUCUCUCUCUCUCUCUCUCUCUCUCUCUCUCUCUCUCUCUCUCUCUCUCUCUCUCUCUCUCUCCGUGGACAAUAAUACACCCCACUGCCUCAAUUGUUCACAUCAUUGUCUCCCACUCGCCUCGUUUUAUCUUUUGUAUCUUUUCCGAUGUGAAUGCAAUCAGUGUAAAUGACUCGCGUGUGUGUUGGCGGCAGCGACAAAUGACUAGGUAUAAAUGAACGGACCCUUACCCUCCCACAGUCCUUUAAAUAUCCUGGAAAUCAUAUUUUCAAACCCCAUCUGAUUUUUUUCUGUUUCAAUAUGGGUGUGAAAUUAUUUAAGAAAACACUUAAAAUUGUAAAUGAUAGAUAAAUGAAAUGCUAAAAUUAAUAGUAAGUGUUUAAAUUAUGAAAAUAUGUGUC
This is a messenger RNA of Scylla paramamosain (green mud crab), 9273 nucleotides long. RefSeq lists its product as uncharacterized. The transcript is spliced from 6 exons. The record is from RefSeq and is a predicted model, not a curated record. NCBI's taxonomy places the organism in Eukaryota, Metazoa, Arthropoda, Malacostraca, Decapoda, Portunidae. The coding region runs from base 819 to 3485 and encodes 888 amino acids.